Molecule: messenger RNA, 959 nt
Organism: Dicentrarchus labrax (European seabass)
Lineage: Eukaryota; Metazoa; Chordata; Actinopteri; Moronidae
Product: anionic trypsin-2-like
Exons: 6
Coding region: 12-770 (252 amino acids)
Biological process (GO): proteolysis
Molecular function (GO): serine-type endopeptidase activity
Source: RefSeq, a predicted model, not a curated record
CAUUCAAAGAGAUGGGUGGCAUGGCAAGUCUCCUCCUUUUGCUGUGGGUUGGUCUCACAGUGGGCAAAGUGGUGGAUCUGCAAAAGAGAAUCAUUGGAGGGCACAAUUGUAACAACAAUGAGCGUCUGUACCAUGUGAAAUUGAUAGCAAAAGUAGAUGCGACCCAUGAGUCAUUGUGUGGUGGCUCCCUGAUCAGUGACCAGUGGAUUCUGACUGCAGCUCAUUGCUGGGAGCCCAGAUGGAUUAUAACUGCACAUUUAGGAGUGCAUCCACGUCAAGGACACGGGAACGCUCAGCAAAUGCAAAUCACGGAGGAUCCUCAGAUCUUUACAGACCAAGACAACAACAACAAUGUCAGGCAGCAUGACAUCAUGCUGCUGAAGCUACCUCGCAAAGUUACGAUCAGACCGGUACAACUUCCUGACUGUAAAAGACGUCCUAAUGUAGGUGCUACAGUUCAGAUUGCAGGUCAUGCAGCUAGGUUUGAAGUACCUCCUUAUGUACCCGACCUCCAGUGUGCAGACAUUAAGGUUGUCACAUGUCCGCAUAUCGUAGUGAACAACGUAGACUGGAGUUAUCAACACUGGUUAUGUGGUAGGACUCGUGGAGUGGAUACAUGUCCAGGUGACUCUGGUGGAGGUGUGGUGUACAAUAACAAGAUUUAUGGUGUCCAUUCAAACAGUGGAACAUAUGCCUGUACUGCAGAAGCUGCAUUCAUGGAUGUCUGUGAAUACAUACAGUGGAUCAGAAUUGUCACCGGACUCAACUAAACGCAUGUCUUUGGUGUGGUUAACUGUGAACUGUCCUGUGAUUUAAAAGGCUUUUCACAUGUAUUAAGUAAACUGAUGAGUUACUCUCAAUUUGCAAUUGAUACAUUUACAAUUGAUGGAUUUACAUUAAAUGUUUAACUAUCAUUUGUAACGUCCUUUAAGACAAACAAUAAAAGUGAUUCUACAACA